ACUACAUCUUGUAAUUAAUUAAACAUUUACAACACUUUUACUUCUAACUCACUACAUAAUUACUGUGAUAUUGUUUAGAGGACUAUGGUGAUAUCAACGGUGCUCAUCAUCACAUAUUAAAUCAGACAGCCUUGGCUUAAGGAUGAUUCUACAUCAAGACCACACCACUAAUACUGACUCCUGGUGCAGUAUCUGUCAUACUUGGACACAGUCAUGGGGAAAGAUAGCAAUCUUGCACUUGCCUGCCUACUGUUACCUACUAGCCCAAAAGGUGUAUUUUGAGGUCUUAUUUCCUGGGCCUUGUGUCAUUUUACCUGAUAACCUUGCUUUUAACGAUCACAUCCAUCCGAACACCUCUGAAGAAAGUGAUAUGCUUAUGAAUCCAGCAGAAUGUUAAUGGACAGGGAGAACAAACAUCUAUAUUUGGAAAAAUAUUCUUGUCCGGUACAGUUAACCCUAACUGUAGAUGCAAACAAAAGCCACAUAUAGCUUUCAUGUGACUCUGUACCUGGUCUAGAGCCCGUUGUGGUGUAGUUGUGAUUGUUUUUGGUUUUAUGUGAACAUGUAAGUGCAUUUUGUGGCUUUGCAUGUUUGCCUGUUCUUGUCAUUUUCUGCUGGUGAUCAAGUCAUGCCACGUGGAAGAAAUGUCAGCAACAGCUGUUGCCUCCCACUGCACCUGAAUGAGGACAAUGCCCGUUUUGGCUUGCUGGCAGCCCUUAUACUCCUCUACCUGCUCUGUGGGGCGGUAGUGUUCUCCGCUCUGGAACAUCCCUCUGAGCUGGAGGCCCACAAACGCUGGGAGGAACAGCUAGCCAACUUCACCCAGCAAAACAGUAUAAACCUGAACUCACUCGAGUCCCUGCUAAAGCAAUAUGAGGAGGCAUUUGUGGCUGGGGUACGUGUAGACAAACUACGGCCCCGCUGGGACUUUUCUGGGGCAUUUUACUUUGUUGGUACAGUGAUCUCCACUAUUGGCUUUGGCAUGACCACUCCCGUUACCAUUGCAGGUAAGAUCUUUUUGAUAUUCUAUGGACUUAUUGGUUGUGCAGCAACAAUCCUCUUCUUCAACCUGUUCCUGGAGCGCAUCAUCACAAUGUUGGCCUACAUCAUGCGCUGGUGUCACGAGCGCCAACUGCGACGCUCAGGCGUGGGAGGUGUGGAGUCCAGGAGUGAGGACGAUAGUUUGGAGGGUUGGAAGCCAUCGGUCUACUACGUCAUGCUCAUUCUAGGCAUAGCCGCCCUGCUGAUUGCCUGCAGUGCGUCCGCCCUCUACUCUGCCAUGGAGGACUGGGACUACUUUGAGUCCUUUUACUUCUGCUUUGUGGCCUUCAGCACCAUUGGGUUUGGAGAUCUGGUAAGCAGCCAAAGAGAGAGCUAUGAUGCUCAGGAGGCCUACCGUCUUGGCAACUGCCUCUUCAUCCUUAUGGGUGUGUGUUGUAUUUAUUCACUAUUUAAUGUCAUCUCCAUCAUCAUCAAGCAAACUCUCAACUGGAUCCUUGCCAAACUGGACCGCAGCAGGGCUCAGUGUCCAUGCCGUGGCCGGCCAUACAGGAGGCGAGGUCAAGCCUGCUGCUGCUGCUUCCCUCAAAUACUAAGCCAGCACCACAAUCACCACCCUCCACCAGGAAAUUCCAGGCAGAGGGCUCCAAAACGCAAUGCCGUGCACCCUGCCCCGCAUAACGAGGCGGCAGGAAAGCAGCGCUUCACUAAUGCGUCAGUGGAAACAGUUUGUGAUAGUGAGACUGAUGCUGGCUUAGGACCAGAUGGAGGUUAUCUGACAGGGCGCAGACUGUCUGGAGAAAUGAUCUCAGUCAAUGACUUUAUGGCCAACAAGGUUUCUCUGGCCAUUUUACAGAAGCAGCUCUCUGAGACUGCUCACGGCAAUCCAAGACAGAGCCAUGUUCGCCAGAAUGGCUUCUCCGGUGGAGUAGGCGCCUUUGCUAUCAUGAAUAACCGCCUUCAGGAGACAAGUGUUGACAGGUAGCUCAUUUAUACAAAGGUGACAUUGGAUAUUGCACAUUAUUUACAUAUAAAUGUAUAAAGGGUUUUAUUAAAACUCAAAUGAUCUGACAUUCAGAACAACUCCAUGGGAAAAUGUUUUAAAAUUAAAUACCCUUCAGUUUGCAGAGGUUUUAUCGUUAAUUGCAUGCAAUUGAAGAUGUACAUUGCAAAUUUACUGUUGUAAUAUACAGUACAGAGCAAAUUAGAUAAAUUUAAAAUGGCCAAUUUACUUAUAUGUAUCACAAGGACAGUGAAUGUUAUAUUAGGAUAAUGGCGAGCAUCUAUGAAUGGUUUCAUUUUUAAGAAGCAGACAGCUCUCAGUAUUUUACAUCAUUAUAAACAAACCAAGGAAUUUUAAUGGUAACAUCGCUUCCCAGUGUCACUUUGAUGCUGAAGUGAUUGGCUGGUAUGGUGAGCAAUCACACUGUUUCACUGGAGAGAUCCUUUAGUGGCUCUUCAAAACAGACUGAUUUUCAAGAGCCAGGCAGAUGUAGCAAGAACACUUACAAAGAGACAGUCCCAGGGGAAAAUGACAAGUGUCAAAUCAAAGGGAGAUGGUCAGUAUUGUAUUGUUUAAUCAUUUAUAUGACACCGCAGACAGUAUUGAUUGUCCUAAGAAAUAAAUUAUAUAAAAUGAAUACAGAUAAAUUUAAUAUGAUCAAGAAAUGCAGAUCUAUCAAGCUGUCUAAAUAAUAAAGCAAAUUAUUCGUUGAUAGAUUGUAUAGUAUUGUAAACACUAAUUUUACUUUGUUAAAUAUUUAUUUUGAUAUUUAUAUUUUUGUGUUAAAUGUAAAACUUUCAAAAAUGGCAUGUCGUUCAAGGAAGUCUGACUCUCUACUGCCCCCUCCUAACUGAUUGGUG
Messenger RNA from Myxocyprinus asiaticus (Chinese sucker), 2862 nucleotides. Its product is annotated as potassium channel subfamily K member 13-like. Gene Ontology annotation, molecular function: potassium ion leak channel activity. Bases 629 to 1984 code for a protein of 451 amino acids. The record is from RefSeq and is a predicted model, not a curated record. NCBI's taxonomy places the organism in Eukaryota, Metazoa, Chordata, Actinopteri, Cypriniformes, Catostomidae. The transcript is spliced from 3 exons. Gene Ontology annotation, cellular component: membrane. Gene Ontology annotation, biological process: potassium ion transmembrane transport; stabilization of membrane potential.